AUGAUGGAUGUGGACAAUACCAGUGUAAAUAGAGACAUACAAUGUGUUGAUGACCUGUCAGCGUUUGAUCCUUUUGGCAUGCCAAUAGACGGAGACAAUUUCAGCCUCUUCUCUCCUUCGCGUUCUUACUGGGCAAUGGGAGUAGAUCCAGAGGUUGGUUUAAACAUGCAUCUGCACAUCCCCAAUGACUCCGGCACUUUAGAUACCCAAAUCUAUGACAACAGCACAAAAGCAGGCACUGGUAGUUCUAGCGCCUCCAACAGCAUCUGGAAUGCUGAAGGUACAUCUAGUGCAACGACUCCUGCCUCCACCUUCCACUUCAAGCCUCCCAGAUCUCAACUCCACGAUUGCGAAGCAAAGGGAUUGCCGCCCUUUAUUCUCUUCACCGCUGCACGAUUCUACACACGGACCGCCCCAACGGUCGCUAUCAGUACUGUAAAAGAAAUCCUCGAGUGUGCUUGCGCGCAGCAACAACACGUUGCCCUUCUCUGCAUGACGAUAUCAACAAAAGCCCUAUACUGGUAUCGGUUAGCCGGUUCGCCUCAAUAUCAGGCAAGCAUGACGCCAGACUCGCCAAAUCAUAGUAGCUCCAACAGUGGUCGUCCUUCCAUUCCUAGCGUGCUAUCAUCCCGUGGGGUCGAAUCAAUACCAAUUCAGAUCGGCGUGUUUGAUCUUGAAGAAGAGAAUCAGAGGCUCUUGAUAAGGGGUGUCUUGUUAAGAGAAGUACGCAAGCUGGAGGGUAUCGUUGAGAAAAUGCAAAUGUUGAGCGAUGAACACAGGAGAGAUGACGAUACUGCUGAUGGGUAUCGUGUGUCGAAUUGGUCUGGAAUUACAUGGCCCUUGAUGAAAGCAGAAGUUCAAGAUACUCUUCAGCAGAUUAAGGAGUUUGGCGCAUGCGGUACCACCGAUUGGAAUGAUAAAUACAAUGCUUAUGUGGUAAAUCUUGUCAUCUGUCUACAAAUAAUGGAACAUGACCUUUGA
Messenger RNA from Sclerotinia borealis F-4128, 981 nucleotides. The record is from the annotation of a GenBank genome assembly. Lineage: Eukaryota; Fungi; Ascomycota; Leotiomycetes; Helotiales; Sclerotiniaceae.